ACAACUUUAACGAAAUUGAGUCUGGUUCCUACUUCUGCGAAGUUCACGGCCAAGAAUUUCACAUGCAGAUGAUAUACAAACAAGGAAAAUGGAAAUUGAAUUUCUAGGUGUAUCCUGAGUGCCGAACUGGUGUGAUUCUGCAAACUCAUAGCCAAACUCACAACAAAACAUGACAAGCCUUUCGAGGUUUAGUGGCUGCCCUCUCUCUUGCGUCAACCCCGGAGAGAGCAAUACUGAACCCAGCGUGGUGCUGCCACCUUUGGCAGGAGAGCACAUGGGACACCCCACUGGCAGUUCCUUAAAACUCUGCCCCUCGCACAAUUUGCGAGACUACCCCGAGACGAGGUCCAGUGCAUAUGUUGACCAUUCGGUUCCCAAUUUUUCAGACUCUGGAUAUCCCAGCCACCGGUUAGAGCACAGCCCUAGGGGCAUUAUCAUUGGAGCCAAUCUUUCUGGAGCCGGCAUGCCACCCGUCACUGAUCAACUGGCAUCAAGAGCUAACCAACAUGGCGGGAUUGGAAGGUAUCGCGACUUUCCUGGCUGCAGGGACAACAGAAGCCAUGCUUUUUUCACAAGUUAUCAGGAGCAGGCCCACGCCUCCACCGACGCAUCUCGAGAUCUCGGCAGCCAGAUGAUGCUGGGUCUACCUGGCGACCUCCUCACCCGGACUCACCCUUACGGCCAAGCUAUCAACCCCAAAGGAAACAGUCAGCAACUUGUCACACAAUUCCUGGGUCUGUACAAACCCAUCAACAUGGCAAUUCAGCGUGGAGGAGGCGACGCUUUCUUCAGGUGCUCCAAGCAAACAGUGAAGCAUGAGCUGGUGUGCAAGUGGAGUGACGGCCAAGAGGGGGCUGGGAAGCUGCCUUGCUCCAGAGCCUUCGGGACCAUGUAUGAACUUGUCACCCAUGUGACAGUGGAGCAUGUCGGAGGACCAGAGCACUCUGAAUAUGUUUGUCACUGGGAGAAUUGUGCGAGGGACAGGAAGCCUUUCAAAGCCAAAUACAAGCUGGUGAACCACGUCAGAGUCCACACAGGGGAAAAGCCCUUUCCCUGCCCCUUUCACGGCUGUGAGAAAGUUUUUGCAAGAUCAGAAAAUCUUAAGAUCCACAAGAGGACUCACACAGGUGAAAAACCUUUUAAAUGCGAGUUCGAGGGCUGCAACCGGAGGUUUGCGAACAGCAGCGACAGAAAGAAACAUUCUCAUGUGCACUCCAGUGAUAAACCCUACAUGUGCAAGGUCAGGGGCUGCGACAAGUGUUACACCCACCCAAGCUCCCUCCGAAAGCAUAUGAAGCUCCACUGCAACAAGGCCCACGACGCCAAAAGUGGAGACGCGCGCCCCGGUGACGGGGGUCACAUGGCUGAGGCCAGGUCAACCCGAGUCCCGGAUGGAGCCCAGAUCACCCCUCCUCAUCCUCCCACCUCCACUCAAGAUGUCCCCCUGUCCCCAGAGAGUCGAGACGAGUCGACCCUGAGGUCACGUUUCCAUCACACGUUUGACAGCAGUUUGGACUACUCCACACACAGGUCACAGCCCCUCUUGGACCCUUUGUUGCUACAGAGAGGCAGCUACAGGUCCCAGUCCUCCCAGCACCCCUGCGGCCAGACAGGUCACACAUUUGCCCAGAGCUCAAGGACUUUCCCCUCCACUUCUCCCUUUCAGAAGAGUAUUGUCAACGGAUGGUACACAUGCCACAGCGGCGUGGACUCUUUCCCACCAAAGCAAUGUAACAACAUCCCGUCUCUCUGAGUUCCUGCUGGGACACAUGCGGGCAACUUCAAAAAAAAAAAAAAGAAAAAAAUAAUAAUUAUAUAUACAUUGGGUCUAUUUUUUCCCCGUUACAGCAUACGACUUACAGCUGUUUCUGUAUUUACUCUCUGUAUUUUGGUGAAUGUUGUAUCAGAUAUUUUGUUGCACGCCCUGAGUCAUCUUACUGAAAUGUUGAAAUUGCGGAAUGUGCCGAGCUUUAUUUGUUGUUGUGAGGCCUGUUUGGUUUGUAGCCCACAGUUACAUAUCCCCACUGUGGGUUAGAGGAACUUUAACAAAGUGUAUAUGCCUAAUUGUUCGCUGUGUUACAUAAUAAUUAAAGAUACCUAGUGAGACAAAAAAAAAAACAAAACAAAACAAAAAAGGAUUUCAUGGAAUCUGCGUGUUGAGUCAUCUGAUUUUAUUGGACUGUGAAAAGAAGUCUUGCUGAAUGUAGCCCCAUGUGUUGGGGUCUUUGUUGAAUGUAAACUAAGUGUAAUGUAUGUCGGGAAGAUAGAAACAUUUUUCAUGUCAUUAUGUCGCAAGAUGAAAUAAAUAUCUGGAAGACUUUUAAGUUAAAAUCUGAGACCUAACAAGCGUCAUCGGCCUGGAGCAUCGUUUGCCUGUAAUUACAAUACUGCGAGGCUCAGUAUUUUUUUUUCUUCCCCUUCAUUAAGUUCAACUUUUCUCCCCGUUUUCAUUAAACAUGCGUAUCCUUGUUUGUAUUAUAUGUACAUUUCACAUUUACGUGAAAAGUAAGACCAGUGUGAGCAAAACCCAGUGUUCGUGGUACUUUUAAAAACGUUUAAUUAGCCUACAGUUCUACUGUACAUAAGCCUACUGUAUAAUUAAUUAUGUAUUCUAUAUUUUAUUAAAGUGUCUAUAUUCUCUUUGAUCAGGC
Messenger RNA from Scatophagus argus, 2651 nucleotides. RefSeq names its product zic family member 6 (gene zic6). The record is from RefSeq and is a predicted model, not a curated record. Gene Ontology annotation, cellular component: nucleus. Gene Ontology annotation, biological process: regulation of transcription by RNA polymerase II; central nervous system development. NCBI's taxonomy places the organism in Eukaryota, Metazoa, Chordata, Actinopteri, Scatophagidae. The transcript has 2 exons. Bases 170 to 1753 code for a protein of 527 amino acids. Gene Ontology annotation, molecular function: RNA polymerase II cis-regulatory region sequence-specific DNA binding; DNA-binding transcription factor activity, RNA polymerase II-specific.